AUGAAAAAGGUGGAGGAAUUUAUCUUAAUUUAAAUUCAAAUAGAUUCCUUUUAUUUUAAACACUAAUUUACUAGAAUUAAGCAUAAGUAGGAGGAGGUGUUUAUCUAGAGGGGAACAGCAGUUUGAAUGUGGAUAAUUUUUAAUAAUCAAUUAUCUUAUUUAAUUCUGCUAAUUUUUCUUCAAAUAAUAUUAAUGAAUUGCCCUCACAUUUAGCUUUGUAGUUGAAUUACCAGGAAAUGCAUUCUUAGUAAUAAUAGAUUGAUAAUCAGUUAGUCUAAGUAUUAUCACUAAAUCCUUAUAAAAUCAUAUCACAAAAUCAUGUUGUAAGAACAAAUUAUUUAACUGUGCCUAGUGGUUAAACUCUAUCUAAUUAUCAACUUUAUAAUCCUAAACUUUAACAAUAUAUUUCUUACUUUAAUGAAAUUUCUAUAAUUUUGAAAAACAGCAUGAAUGAAUAAUAAUCACUUCACUUAAUAAACUCUUCAUGCAAUUUGAUCUAAAAAAUUCUUGAUAUCAAAUCCCAUUCAAUUUAAGAUACUAAUCGUUUAUAAAGUAUUGCCUAUGAUUCAAAUUCAAAUAAGUUUAAAAUGGGAUUAUCAAAAUUCAAUUUUGACCCAUAUUCAUAGGAUGAUAAAAUAUAUGAAAUAUUUAUUGAAUGUAAAACUGAAUAUUAGGAUAAUGCCUUAUUCUAUAGAAUGAGAGUCAAAAGCUUUUUCUGUUAAUUAGGUGAAUUUUACAUAUCUGGUAGUUGCUAAAUAUGCCAAUCAGUUUAAGGAUUUUAUUCAGUGACUUACAAUACUACAAAAUGCUCUAUUUUUGAUAAAACUAAAUUUGAGGCUAUAACUUCGAAUGGAAUUUAACUCAAAAAAGGUUAUUGGAGGCCAAAUUAUGUAUCUGAUUAUAUUGAACGUUGCUAUAAAAAUACUGAUUAAUGUUUAGGCGGUUGGUCUAUAGGUGACAAUACAUGCAAUUAGGGAUAUAUUGGAGGUUUGUGUGAGGAGUGUGAUAAAUUUGAUUUAAGAGGAGAUGGAUAAUACUUUAAGAACUAAUAAUAAUUGGAAUGUUAAUAAUGCUAAGAGCUUUCAAAAAGAUUAAUAGCUUUCUUAUUGAUAUCAUUUUGGUAAACUAAAUAAAUAAUACUAUUAGGGCGAUUUUAUCAACUCUACUUACCAUCCGAAGCAUUGAAAAGUCAAAUUAAUUAUUUACAUCGCUUAAAUUAAAAUAAAAAUUUGCAGAUAUUCUAUUCAAUCUUGAUUAAGGUAAAUAUAAUCUAUUAAUUUAGAUCAUGAAAGCAUUUUACUUAAAUUAUUUUUAAAUUACUUAUGGAUAUUUUCACUUAUCUUUACAUUUAACAUUAAAUUUUCAUUCUCUUUAAGCUUUAUUAAAUAAUCUAAUGAUACUUCUUACUUUAUGGCUAAUUAUUUUGAGUGCUUUUUGUCUAAAAUAGAAGGCACUGAAUUAAUUUACAGCAGAAUUAUUGUAACUAUAGGAUUAAUAUUAUCUUAAAUAUUAAUACUUAAAAUAUUUUCAUUAUUAACAGACCAUAAAUAUCAAAGCAGAAUUAUAUCAAUAACUAUGCUUUAUUUAUAUAUUUAAAAUUACGCAUCACUAAUAAAUUAGUAACAUUUAUUUCUUAAUAUUUUUAGAUUCUUUUCUAUUUUAGCUGUGAGAAGGAUUUCAUAAAUAGACUAUAUCUAAGGAGAUGUAUCAUUACUAUAUGGAUCGAAUACUCACAUUAAAUGGAUAUUUGGAUUUGUAGUGCCUGGAUCUAUAAUAUUAGCAUUUAUAUUACCUUUUUCUAUGUUCAUCUUCCUUUACUUUAAGAAGGACAAACUUAAUAAAAUUAAGUAUAGAAGAUAAAUUGGGUAUUUAUUUAAUGAAUAUACUGGAAAAACUUACUUUUGGGAAUGGAUUAAACUAUGGAAGAAAACAAUUAUAAUAAUAAUACUGAUUUAUUUUGAAACUGAUAUGUUUUUAAAAGCUUCUUUGUUAGGAUUGUGUUUAUUGAUUUAUUAAUUCUUAUCCUAACACUUUAAACCAUAUAUCCUGCAAAGAUUUAAUAUUUUGGACAUAUAGGCUGGUUAGCUUUGCUCUGGUGGAAUAUUCCUAGCGGCUGUGAAAUAUAAAUGCGAAUAUGAAGAAAAUUAUGUCAUAUCAGCUUUCAUUUAAACCAUUAUAAUAUUGAUCAGCUUAAUAUUGAGCUACCCAUUUGUUAAAAAUAUCCUAAAGGUUUAUUACAAAAAGUUUAAACCACAGAUUUUAUCAUCCUUGCUUUCCAUAUUCCUUAAAGCUUAAACUAAUUCUAAAUAUACAAAAUAUUUAUCAACAAAUCUAAAACUUAUUCGAUAGAAAGAAGAGAAUGUUAAAAUUAAUUUUUCAAAAUUAAGAAAAGCUUUUUUAAAAAAGAAAUAUUAUGAAAAUUAAAAGUAAAGUUUUAUCUCAUAUUAGAUUAAAUAUCAGAUUGACUAAUAAUUUAUCAAAAGAAUAAUAAGUUUGA
This is a messenger RNA of Paramecium pentaurelia, 2497 nucleotides long. The record is from the annotation of a GenBank genome assembly. Lineage: Eukaryota; Ciliophora; Oligohymenophorea; Peniculida; Parameciidae.